CGCUCCAAGCCCCGUCCUCCUGCACGUUUCGGACGAAUGGGCGCUCGGUAAAGCCGAUAAACGCGACCAAUCGGGACCCGGGGAGCCGCGAGUGUGACCGAAGCGAGUGGUGCAAAGUAGCCGACCCGGGCUCAGUCUUUUCGGCCCUCCUUUUUUCCCCCACCCGGUCUGUUUCUUUCGUAUCUUGACUACAAUGGCGGAGCAGCAGCAGUUCUACAUCUUGCUGGGUAAUUUGAUGAGCCCGGACAACAACAUCAGGAAACAGUCGGAGGAGACGUACGACUCGAUUCCUGGAGGAAACAAGAUCACGUUUUUGCUGCAGGCGAUUCGCGAUGUGUCCGUCGCAGAAGAGGUCAGACAGAUGGCGGCGGUGCUGCUGCGGCGGUUGCUCUCCUCGGCGUUCGAGGAGGUGUUCCCGGGGCUCACGGUGGAGAUGCAGAUGGCCAUAAAAACAGAACUGCUCACGGCCAUUUCCCACGAAACCUCGCCGAACAUCAGGAAGAAAGUGUGUGACAUUGCCGCGGAGCUGUCCCGGAACCUCAUCGAUGACGAUGGGAACAACCAGUGGCCCGAAGUGCUUAAGUUUUUGUUCGAUUCUGUCAAUUCUGAUAACGUGGGUUUGAGAGAAGCCGCUCUACACAUAUUCUGGAAUUUCCCUGGGAUUUUCGGUAACCAACAGCAACACUACUUAGACGUUAUUAAAAGAAUGCUGGUUCAGUGCAUGCAGGACCAGGCCAACCCACAGAUCCAAAUGCUGGCGUCACGAGCUGCGGCCUCUUUUGUUUUGGCCAAUGAAGGAAAUGCAGUUCUCCUCAAACACUUUUCAGAUCUGCUGCCAGGAAUAUUACAAUCGGUGAACGACUCUUGUUACCAGGGAGACGACUCGGUGCUGAAGUCGUUGGUGGAAAUCGCAGACACGGCUCCUAAAUAUCUGAGACCAAACCUGGAGGCGACACUACAGCUCUGUCUCAGGCUGUGCGCGGACACAAACCUGUCGAACAUGCAGAGGCAGCUCUCUCUCGAGGUCAUCGUCACGUUAUCGGAGACGGCGGCGGCCAUGCUGAGGAAGCACCAGGCACUCGUGGCUCAGAGCGUUCCUCAGAUGUUGGCCAUGAUGGUGGAUCUGGAGGAGGACGACGAGUGGGCCCAGGCGGACGAGCUCGAAGAUGACGACUUUGACAGUAACGCUGUAGCUGGGGAGAGCGCCCUGGACAGAAUCGCCUGUGGACUCGGAGGAAAAAUAAUUUUACCGAUAAUCAAACAACACAUCAUGCAGAUGCUCCAGAACCCGGACUGGAAAUACCGUCACGCGGGGCUCAUGGCUCUGUCUGCGAUCGGAGAAGGAUGUCACCAACAGAUGGAGACGAUUCUGAACGAGAUCGUGUGUGUGGUGCUCCGGUUCUGCGCAGACCCGCAUCCUCGGGUUCGGUACGCCGCCUGCAACGCCAUCGGACAAAUGGCCACAGACUUUGCUCCCACCUUCCAGAAGAAAUUCCACGACAAGGUGAUCGUGGCUCUGCUGGAGACGAUGAAGGACCAGGGCCACCCGCGGGUUCAGGCUCACGCCGCCGCCGCGCUCAUAAACUUCACCGAGGACUGCCCCAAGUCUCUGCUGGUGCCAUAUCUGGACAGUCUGGUGCAGCACCUCUGCGCCAUCAUGCAGGCCAAACUACAGGAGCUGAUCCAGAAGGGCACGAAGCUGGUCCUGGAGCAGGUGGUGACGUCCAUCGCGUCUGUGGCGGACACGGCGGAGGAGAAGUUCGUGCCGUACUAUGACCUGUUCAUGCCGUCGCUCAAAAACAUCGUAGAAAAUGCCGUUCAGAAGGAGCUGCGUCUGCUGCGAGGGAAGACCAUCGAGUGCAUCAGCCUGAUCGGACUCGCCGUGGGGAAGGAGAAAUUCAUGUCAGACGCCGCCGCUGUGAUGCAGCUGCUCCUCAAAACACAGACGGACUUCAACGACCUGGAGGACGACGACCCACAGACCUCGUACAUGAUCUCGGCCUGGGCGCGCAUGUGUAAGAUUCUUGGGAAAGAGUUCCAGCAGUACCUCCCUGUGGUGAUGGGGCCCCUCAUGAGAACCGCCUCCAUCAAACCAGAGGUGGCGCUACUGGACACUCAGGACAUGGAGAGCAUCUCUGAGGACGACGGGUGGGAGUUUGUGAAUCUGGGAGAUCAGCAGAGUUUUGGGAUCAAGACGGCCGGACUGGAGGAGAAGGCCACGGCCUGUCAGAUGCUGGUGUGUUAUGCCAAAGAGCUGAAGGAGGGUUUUGUGGAGUACGCAGAAGAAGUGGCCAAACUCAUGGUUCCUUUGCUCAAAUUCUAUUUCCACGAUGGCGUGCGAGUGGCGGCCGCAGAGUCCAUGCCGCUGCUGCUGGAGUGUGCUCAGGUCCGCGGGCCUCAGUAUCUGUCCGACAUGUGGAAGUUCAUGAGCGAUCCUCUGAUCAAAUCCAUCGGGACGGAGCCGGACUCGGACGUGCUCUCUGAGAUCAUGCACUCGUUCGCCAAGUGCAUCGAGCUGAUGGGAGACGGCUGCUUGGAGAAGGCUCAGCUGGAGGAGCUCGGAGGGAUCCUGAAGGGGAAACUAGAGGAGCAUUUUAAAAACCAGAGACUCAGACAAGACAAAAGGGAAGAUGAAGAUUAUGACGAACAGGUGGAGGAGACGCUACAAGACGAGGACGAGAAUGACGUGUACAUUUUGACCAAAGUGUCGGACAUUCUUCACUCCAUCUUCAGCUCUCACAAAGAAAACGUGCUGCUCUGGUUUGAACAGCUGCUGCCGCUCAUCAUAGAACUACUGCGAGCAGAGCGGCCGUGGGCGGACCGGCAGUGGGGCCUGUGCAUCUUCGACGACGUGGUUGAGCACUGCAGCCCGUCCUCCUUCAAAUACGCGGACUACUUCCUGGGCCCCAUGCUCCAGUCUCUGAUCGACCCGGUGCCCGAGGUGAGGCAGGCGGCGGCGUACGGCGUCGGGGUCAUGGCGCAGUACGGAGGAGCAAACUACUGCAAGUUCUGCAAAGAGGCGAUCCCGCGGCUGGUGGGCGUGAUCCAGGCCCCGGACUCUCGCUCCAAAGAAAACGUGAACGCUACAGAAAACUGCAUCUCCGCCGUGGGGAAAGUCAUGCGCUUCCAACCGGAGUGGGUCAACGUCAACGAGGUGCUCCCUCAUUGGCUGUGCUGGCUGCCACUCAAAGAGGACAAAGAGGAGGCGGUUCACACCUUCGACUACCUGUGUGACCUCAUCGAAAGUAACAAUCCCAUCGUCCUGGGCCCGGACAAUGCAAACCUCCCCAAAAUCUUCCUGAUCAUCGCGGACGGAGUCGCGAGUGAAUCCAUCAAAUGUGAAGACGCCUGCAGCAAAAGACUGGCCAACGUUAUUCGACAAGUUCAGGUUUCAGCCGGUUUAUGGACACAGUGCGUCUCCACGUUGAACGAGACGCAGCAGAAAGCCAUUCAGGACCUGCUCAACACGGCCUGAUCCUCGCCUCCUACGUCCUCCCUCCCUCCCUCGUCUCCUACUUCCUACUCCCUCCCUCCUCGCGCUAACUCCAGACCGUGUAAACUCCUCCCCCCUCCUCCUCCUCUCUGCUGCUCCGGGACUACGCCACAUCUUUAAAACGUUUAUUUCGGGACGGACUUGAACGCAUCUUUGUAGACUUUUAAAAUCGGGGAGCCAUCUUUUUUUUUUUUUUUUUUUCCCUGCCUUAUUUCAUCCACUAUUAUGCAUCCCAACCAUUCCUAACGAAAGAUUUUACAUUAAAACAACCGAAAUGGGGGAAAAAAACAGGAGUAGCAUAUUUUUAUGUGGACUUGAACAUCAAAUUACACUGUCUCUGUGAAUUUUUUCUUUUCUUUUUUUUUUGUAUUUUAUUUGCGUUUCCGGCGUCAAAGAAGUUCCGGCAUGUUCAUAGUGGCUAAACUCUAGACAUUAUAAAAGCGAAGUAGAAACGUGGUUAAAUUGGGAGAGUCGGCGUAAUGCUGGGCUCCCUCCCGAUUUAUAGAGUUUGAAGGUAAACUUUUGAACGGUUCCACAGCCUCAAAUAGCAUAUUGCUGAGUUUAAACGGCUGUUUUCGUGGACUUUGUGACAAAAUGGAGGCAAUUUUUAGGGUUGUAUGUUGGAGAAAAAAAAAAAAUGCUGAGGGAAAAAUAAAAAAGAACAUGAAGGUUUUGGACCCUGUUGCAGCCCCCGCGGAAAUUACGAUGGAAUAUUAAAGAACCACAAUAAAUUCCAUUUGAAAGAAACGAAA
Boleophthalmus pectinirostris (great blue-spotted mudskipper) is the source of this 4245-nucleotide messenger RNA. RefSeq names its product karyopherin (importin) beta 3 (gene ipo5). The coding region runs from base 194 to 3475 and encodes 1093 amino acids. Lineage: Eukaryota; Metazoa; Chordata; Actinopteri; Gobiiformes; Gobiidae. The record is from RefSeq and is a predicted model, not a curated record. Gene Ontology annotation, biological process: protein import into nucleus. Gene Ontology annotation, molecular function: nuclear import signal receptor activity; protein binding. Gene Ontology annotation, cellular component: cytoplasm; nucleus. The transcript has 25 exons.